Messenger RNA from Pochonia chlamydosporia 170, 1788 nucleotides. RefSeq lists its product as hypothetical. NCBI's taxonomy places the organism in Eukaryota, Fungi, Ascomycota, Sordariomycetes, Hypocreales, Clavicipitaceae. The transcript has a single exon. Bases 1 to 1788 code for a protein of 595 amino acids. The record is from RefSeq and is a predicted model, not a curated record.
AUGCCAAGCUCAAUAGCCGGGCUGACCAAGUCAGCCAUCAGAACAUUCUGGCAAUGGUCUGUUCCGUAUAAAAGCAGCCACCGUCCUGAGGACAAAGUCUAUGUUGCAAUUUGGGACUUGGCCAUCGAUAACGAGACGACACUCGGUGUUCUUGCAGAGAUAUUUCCUGAUAUUCCUCGCCAAGACCUGCCGAGUGAUGAAGAAGAAAUCCGUCAUCUGGUCCGCAGACGACUGUUCACGUUAAAGCCAGGGGCGCACCCACAAAGAGCUAUGAAAAUGGAGGAUUCCGAUGAAAGUGGCAGCGAUACUGCAUCAGAGAUGUGGGAUACUGACAUCAGUCUACUGCAAGAAGUCACAGAGGAAGCAUGGAUGCAUCUGCCGGUUAAGCUACGGUAUCUGCUUGCAGCGGUGAAUGCACGGCACCUACAACAGAAGUUGGAAUUCAUGUCCAGCGAGAAUUUUCAUCCGCCAGCCGGUCAGAAGGGUAUUGAAAGGUGCGUUUCUGGCAUCAACAAGACCUUCAACAUGUGGAGAAACGGUUACAAGGCCGCAAUAAGCAAAAAAGAGCGCUAUUUUGUCAACUUUUUCUUCAUCUUCCUCGCUUUUAGUGCCAUAUACCCAGACGUUGCCGCCGGUUUCUUAGGGGAGCGUUCAUAUAACCAACGUUCCAUUGGCAUGAGAAUCGCCACAUUGUGGCAAUUAUUCUACCUGUGGACAUUUCCAUUUCACUGCUGCUGGCUUCUCUUCAAUUGGAGUCUGGAGAGGCUGUUGGGUGCCUUUGUUGGCAACACUGUGUAUGCUCUGGCUGCCAUUGUGCCCGUCAUUCGAGCAGCCUAUUUACAGUCGUGGUUCAGAAUCAUGAUGCUGGUCAUGUCCCUGUGCUGGCAGAUUAGUGUGCAGUUCUACUCUACAACACGAGACUAUAUCAUGCGGUUUAUCACUCGUCGGCAGAUGAAAGGGUUGCGUCAGCAGGCAGAAACCGAGCGUAAUGAUUGGAAGGCUGUUGAUAGAACUAUCAACCAUGAACUCAUGACUCUUAAAACAUUUCUCUAUCGCCAAUCGGACGAAGAUGACCACAUUUGGGAUUCCGAAGCUAUUCCCAUGAGAGUUCGGACGGAGCGAUACAUACAAUUCACCAGCUGCUUCAAGCUUGGACGGCCGGCAGACCAACUAGUCGGUUUGAUCAAAGACGACUUUGAAGGAAUAAUCAACACAUACGAAGACUACAGACACACUGCCCCUGUCGCAGACGGCCAAUUCAGCCGGGAUAAUGGCCAUGUUGAGCCGCGACUCCCCAAAUUCCUGUUGGUUCUCUUUGACAUUGCCAUCUUUGCAUAUGUCAGCUAUUCUUUCUACCCACAGCCAUUUACGUUCAACACGGUCGUUGCAUACGGAACCGUCGUCACCAUCAAACAGGCCAUUGUCGCGUGCAAGCGCUACCAGACGCCGAAAAGUGCGAGACGUCUCUUUACUAAUAUGUCAGCGGUCAACAUUAUCGGCGUCUUGCUCGUGUCAACGCCAGUAACGGUUGAUCCUCGUGUUUUGGAAGACAAUGGCAAAUUUAUUGCGCUCACGUUGGCCAUGACUUUUGCGACGCUGUUCCUGGCGGAGCCUAUUGCGCCGCUGCUCCUCUGCAUCACUGAGAGAGGCAUUGCGGCAUGGACGAAGAUGACCAGCAGGUCCGCGUCUAAGAAAGCCGCUACAUCAGUUCACAGCGAUGCAGAGGAUUCUGAUACGACUGAAGUAGGAGAAGAGUCGUCCUCAGAGAAGGGUCGGAGUUCAAUUUGA